GAGUGGGCUCAUUUGGUGGCACAGGCUGUCAGUCAGUGCGUGUGCUCACUCUCCGGCUUUUGUCUGAGCAGCUCUGAGAUCCAGCAUCGUUCAUUCAUCACCGAAAUGAAGCGACUUUGGCUCAUAGGCCUACUUUUCACUCUCUUAGCCUUUGCUGCUGUAAAGGCAGAAGAUGACGAAGUUGACAUUGAUGGGACAGUGGAGGAGGAUGUGGGGAAAAGCAGAGAUGGCUCCAGAACAGAUGAUGAGGUGGUGCAGAGAGAGGAGGAGGCCAUUCAGUUGGAUGGGCUAAAUGCAGCUCAGAUUAAAGAAAUCCGAGAAAAAUCUGAGAAACAUGCCUUUCAGGCAGAGGUUAACCGAAUGAUGAAGCUUAUUAUCAACUCCCUCUACAAGAACAAGGAGAUCUUCCUUAGGGAACUGAUCUCCAAUGCCUCUGAUGCUCUGGACAAGAUCCGCUUGUUGUCUUUGACUAACGAAGAUGUCCUAACUGGAAAUGAGGAGCUGACAGUCAAGAUUAAGUCUGAUAAAGAGAAGAACAUGCUUCACAUCACUGACACCGGUGUUGGAAUGACCAAAGAAGAACUGGUGAAAAACCUGGGAACCAUCGCCAAGUCUGGCACAAGCGAGUUCUUGAACAAGAUGACAGAGAUGCAGACUGACGGACAGUCCACCUCGGAGCUGAUUGGACAGUUUGGUGUGGGUUUCUACUCUGCUUUCCUCGUCGCUGACAAAGUCAUUGUGACAUCAAAGCACAAUAAUGACACCCAGCACAUCUGGGAGUCUGACUCCAAUCAGUUCUCUGUCAUUGAGGAUCCUCGUGGGGACACGCUUGGCAGAGGAACCACCAUCACGCUGGUUCUGAAAGAGGAGGCCUCAGACUAUCUGGAGCUGGAGACCAUUAAGAAUCUUGUCAGGAAAUACUCUCAGUUUAUUAACUUCCCCAUCUACGUUUGGGCCAGCAAGACUGAGACAGUUGAGGAGCCAAUCGAUGAAGAUGCUGAGGCCACAGAGGAACCAGAGAAGGAGACCGCUGAAGAUGAGGCUGAGGUAGAGGAAGAGGAGGAGGAGGACAAAGACAAACCAAAAACAAAGAAGGUUGAGAAGACUGUGUGGGACUGGGAGCUGAUGAACGACAUCAAGCCCAUCUGGCAAAGACCGGCUAAGGAAGUGGAGGAGGAUGAAUACAAGGCGUUUUAUAAGACUUUCUCUAAGGAGAGCGACGAUCCCUUGGCCCACAUCCACUUCACAGCUGAGGGUGAAGUUACCUUCAGGUCCAUCCUUUUUGUGCCCACCUCAGCUCCGCGUGGCCUCUUUGACGAAUAUGGCUCAAAGAAGAACGACUUCAUCAAGCUUUUUGUCAGAAGAGUUUUCAUCACCGAUGACUUUAACGACAUGAUGCCCAAGUACUUGAACUUUGUCAAGGGAGUGGUUGACUCUGAUGACCUUCCACUAAAUGUCUCCAGAGAAACUCUGCAGCAGCACAAACUGCUUAAGGUGAUACGCAAGAAGCUCGUGCGCAAGACUCUGGACAUGAUCAAGAAGAUUGCAGAGGAGCAGUACAACGACAAGUUCUGGAAAGAGUUUGGAACCAACAUCAAGCUGGGCGUCAUUGAAGAUCACUCCAAUAGGACCCGUCUGGCCAAACUGCUGCGUUUCCAGACCUCCAACAGCGAGAAAGACGUGUCUAGCCUGGAGCAGUAUGUGGAGCGCAUGAAAGAGAAGCAGGACAAGAUCUACUUCAUGGCUGGAACCAGUAGGAAGGAGGCGGAGUCUUCUCCUUUUGUUGAGAAGCUGCUGAAGAAGGGCUAUGAAGUGAUCUACUUGACAGAGCCCGUGGACGAGUACUGCAUCCAGGCGCUGCCCGAGUUUGACGGGAAACGAUUCCAGAAUGUGGCGAAGGAGGGUGUCAAGUUCGACGAGAGUGACAAGGCCAAAGAAAAGAGGGAAGCCGUGGAGAAGGAGUUUGAACCUCUGACAACAUGGCUGAAGGACAAUGCACUGAAAGACAAGAUUGAGAAGGCCGUCCUCUCCCAGAGGCUCACCAACUCACCCUGCGCUUUGGUUGCCAGUCAGUACGGCUGGUCAGGAAACAUGGAGAGGAUCAUGAAGGCACAGGCUUACCAGACAGGAAAAGACAUCUCCACAAACUAUUAUGCCAGCCAGAAGAAAACAUUAGAAAUCAACCCUAAACAUCCUCUCAUCAAGCAGAUGCUCAACAGAGUCUCUGUUGACCCAGAGGACCAGACUUCUUCUGAUCUAGCCAUGGUUCUGUUUGAGACGGCCACACUUCGCUCAGGCUACCAGCUGGCUGACACUAAGGACUACGCAGACAGGAUAGAGCGCAUGCUCCGUCUCAGCAUGGACAUACCUGUGGACGAACAGGUUGAGGAGGAGCCUGAGGAGGAGCCAGAGGAAGAGCCAGAGGAGGAGCCAGAGGAUGGGGCAGAGGAGGAGUCAGCAGAUGAUGACUCACAAGACAAAGAUGAAAUUGUAGAUGAGGAUGUAGAUGAAGAAUCGACAAAAAAAGAUGAACUGUGAAGCACUGAAUGAAACGUCAUAAAUAAUGGCGCUCCAGCAGGACCAGGGUCUUGUUUUGGUGCCACUGUGGUUAUGGGUGGGGUCCCAGGGUUGGGUUUUUUUUUUAAGGAGGUUUUUUUUUUUUUUUUUUACAUUCCUCAUGACUGUAAAUUUGUUAAUAUUUAACUAACUUGUUUAUGAUGGAAAAAUGCGAUCCUGUCUCUUGAUCAAAUAAAUGUUUCCUGGAGAACAGA
Messenger RNA from Cynoglossus semilaevis (tongue sole), 2771 nucleotides. RefSeq names its product heat shock protein 90, beta (grp94), member 1 (gene hsp90b1). Gene Ontology annotation, biological process: protein folding. Gene Ontology annotation, molecular function: ATP-dependent protein folding chaperone; ATP hydrolysis activity; ATP binding. Lineage: Eukaryota; Metazoa; Chordata; Actinopteri; Pleuronectiformes; Cynoglossidae. The coding region runs from base 106 to 2538 and encodes 810 amino acids. The transcript has 18 exons. The record is from RefSeq and is a predicted model, not a curated record.